UUUCUUUUCCGCUUCGCUCACCCCGAAUCUCCAUCCCAUCUGCGAGGGUUCUACCAAGAACCCUAGAUUUGCGAUCAAUGGCGGGCCAAUCCGAUCCCCAUCUGUCCGUAUUCUCUCCUCCGGAGGUGGAGUUUCUCGCGGAGGAUGAAAAGGUGGAGAUCAUCCCCAAAUUGUCACUGGGGUCUCUGCACAUGAUCUGUGGUGAUUUCGGCCCUUUCCGUCCGAACAUUGCUAGUGAAGUACCGUUGUGGCUGGCGGUGGCUCUGAAGGAACGCGGAAAAUGCGACAUUCGUGCUCCUGAUUGGAUGUCAGUUGAUAAGUUGAUGCAAAUCCUAGAAGCAGAACGAGAGUCUCCUAGGGAAUUUCAACCUCUGCCUUUCCACUACAUUGAAAUUUCAAAGCUUUUAUUUAAACAUGCUCAUGAUAAUAUCCAAGAUAUAUACAUGGUGAGAUCUUUAAUUGAGGAUAUUAGAGAUGUGAGGUUCCAUAAGGUGGAAACUGGCUUGCAGACGAUAUCUGGUCGUACACAUGCAGUAAAGCUAAAAAAUCUCUCUGCAAUGGAAGUAAAUAUAGUGCGCCCAUUCAUGAUAAGGACCUUACAAGCUUUCUAUAAACAUGACAGUCCACAUAUUAUUCAGCAACCUGAGAAAUCAGGUAGCAGACGGCCACAAGCACCAGACCGCGGUCCAAGACGAGAUCUUCGGCAGAGGUAGAUGCACCAAAGUUAUUUGUCUCAAUUGGCAAAUGAUGAUAUCAAACUUUUGUCAUGAAUGUAUGUGUAUAAUGACUAAGGUAAAUAUUAUUUCAAUUACUUUACAAGAGACUUGUUAAGCUUCAGUUUGCGUACUAUUUUGUAUAAUGGAUAUUUAUUAAGUUACUCAUUGUAGAUCUUACCGUUGCCCAUA
Molecule: messenger RNA, 905 nt
Organism: Musa acuminata AAA Group (dessert banana)
Lineage: Eukaryota; Viridiplantae; Streptophyta; Magnoliopsida; Zingiberales; Musaceae
Product: DNA replication complex GINS protein PSF2
Exons: 8
Coding region: 78-713 (211 amino acids)
Biological process (GO): double-strand break repair via break-induced replication; DNA replication
Cellular component (GO): nucleus; GINS complex
Source: RefSeq, a predicted model, not a curated record